GGAUAACAACCUUCAUUCACGCACCGUCCGUCAUCCCAUCCCAUGCACAAGUCACCGGCCGCCAUCACAUCAGCCGAGGGCAUGCAGAUCGAUCCGCUCGCCGCAACACACAGGCAAGCAGACAAACCAUCCAUCAACCCAUCCGUGUGUCCAUGGAUGCGGCAAUAAAACGAUACAUGAAAUGACUGUAGUGGAACAGCGAAUAACACACAAAGACACACCCCUCCCCGCAACCAUGGCCGGCCCUCCACCCCUGACUCCCGCCCCAUGUCGAGACGCCUUCGUCCGGUAUUCUCACGUGUCGGUUGGCAAAUCGGAUUGCUCCGCACGAGGCAGAUGUCACCUCGGCGGAGCACCUCAAACUUUGGAUUUUUUCCUGAUGGUCCGCGCACACAUUCAAACCCAGUGAGUGUCCACUACUCACUGCAGCUCGCUCAUUGUGUCAGAGGGGUCCUUACGUCGCUGCGGCAUCCGUCCCUUCAUCCGCACGACAAAGGGAUCCUCCUCCCUCUCCCCUCUGCACACACACACACACACACACACACACGUGUCGUGUGCAGACACAAAAGUGGUCUCGUGAGCGCGUACCUGCCUGGAUACACAUCCACGAUGCGCUGUGUGUCGUCUCCAUCACAGUCCAGCAGCACCACCUCAGCUCGGCUCGUCCACCGCCCGUAGUUGUUGAAGAUGAAGUCCUUCACGUCACCCAGGGUGGCGAAGGGCGUGCUGGGGGGCAUACUCAGUCCCAUUGGGGGUGUUCUGGCACCAUCGUCAUAAGCGAACUGGAAGAACCGAUACGUCCGGGGAUAGUCAUCUUCAAACACCGCCAACUCCACCGGACCAGACGUCCGACCACUCUGGAUCUGGCUGUCACCGCUGCUCUGCAUCUGCUCACCGCUCCCGCAGCACGAGUUGAAGAUCCACAUCCACAUCGCUCGAAGCUCCGCUAACAGACAGUCAGAGAUGCGCCGCAAAACAACUCCAUGGAUUUGGAAUGGAUGAACGAUGGCGAAGGCUACCUCCUCGUCGACGGAGCGAUGCAGCAAUGCGUACACAGCCAGUCAGUGAUGCAGCGGCAGCGAUUUGGGAAGAGAAAAGCACC
Molecule: messenger RNA, 1102 nt
Organism: Vitrella brassicaformis
Lineage: Eukaryota; Vitrellaceae
Source: the annotation of a GenBank genome assembly